CGGGGCUCCUAUGGCUGAUGGUCAGGAGGGUUGGGGCUCCUGUAUCUGAUAGACAGGAGGGGUGUGGUUCACAAACAAGGAAGUGGAACGGCCAGGCUCGUGUAGCACAACUUGAAGGCCUCUCGGAUUGUGAUGUUGUGCUGUCCUAUGGAGGAGCGGCACUGGAGGAUGAUGUGGUUUUGUCUCAGAGUGGUGUUGGUGACCAGUGUACACUGGACUUGGCGGGCAGACUUCUGGGAGGUAAGGUCCAUGGGUCACUUGCUCGUGCAGGGAAAGUGAGAGGACAGACUCCUAAGGUGGCAAAACAGGAAAAGAAGAAGAAGAAAACUGGCCGAGCCAAGAGACGCAUGCAGUACAAUCGCAGGUUUGUCAAUGUGGUGCCCACGUUUGGCAAGAAGAAAGGCCCGAAUGCCAAUUCCUAA
This is a messenger RNA of Staurois parvus, 422 nucleotides long. NCBI's taxonomy places the organism in Eukaryota, Metazoa, Chordata, Amphibia, Anura, Ranidae. The record is from the annotation of a GenBank genome assembly.